Belonocnema kinseyi is the source of this 2430-nucleotide messenger RNA. RefSeq names its product transient receptor potential channel pyrexia-like. The transcript has a single exon. The record is from RefSeq and is a predicted model, not a curated record. Gene Ontology annotation, cellular component: membrane. Gene Ontology annotation, molecular function: monoatomic ion channel activity; protein binding. The coding region runs from base 1 to 2430 and encodes 809 amino acids. Lineage: Eukaryota; Metazoa; Arthropoda; Insecta; Hymenoptera; Cynipidae. Gene Ontology annotation, biological process: transmembrane transport; monoatomic ion transport.
AUGACUCGUUCUGAACAAGAACAAAUAGAUGUUGGAGCACCACCACCUAUAGACGAGUCCUUCUUCUUCGAGAAUCUGGAAUCUUUCAGAGAUGUGGAAAUUGAUGGUGUUAACAUACUUAAAGCAACAUGGGACACAGUGAGCGUUGCAGAAAUGAAAAUACUAACAGAGAUCGAGAAUGGUAACGUGCCAGAAAAGGAUGGAAUUCUCUUUCCGGAUUUUGACGACAAAUUCAGGAAUAUUGCGUUUACAUGGGCUUGUAUUCGUGGUCUUACACACAUUUUGUCUAAACUGGAAACUUCUGGCGCAGAUAUUAAUAAUAUCUGUCUCACCUCUGCAACACCGACCAUGUAUGCUGCUUUUACUGGACAAAUUUCUAGUCUCAAAUACCUAGUUGAGAGAGGUGCAAAUUUAAAUUACGUUAGCCCUCUUUAUGGUCAUUGCGCUUUGCAUUCAGCUGCAACUGGAAACCGUCCAGAAACUGUCGAAAUUCUUUUGGAUAAUGGUGCUGACUUGAAUAAUGUAUCAAAAAACCCAGACAUGCUCCCACUUUUGCACUACGCUAUUAGAAUAAAGUCAGAAGAAGUUGCAGAAUUAUUUAUCAAGCGAGGAGCCAGCGCCACAUCUAAAAACCACAUUGGAGAAACUCCUCUUCAUGUGGCUUGUGGUGCCCAAUCUUUAAAAUGUUGUGAACUCUUAUUACAGAAACCAGAAGUUGAUGUAAACUCUCUGGAUGAAAUGAAUAGGACUCCGCUGCAUUACGCCAUAAUGGCAAAUAGGUCGAAUAUUAAAAUCGUAGAACUCUUACUGAAACAUGGUGCGCUGGUCAAUCAAAAAGACGGAAAAGGAUUUUCGCCUCUUCAUAUUGCAGCUUUAGAAGAGCAAGCCGAAUGCGUUGAAAUGCUCAUUAGAAAUGGUGCUGAUUUAAGUGCAAUCACAAGCAAAGGGGUGUCAGCCUUAAAUAUCAUUCUACGCAGGAUACCAGAAUGCUUUGAAGCGUUUCGAAUGAAGAUGAAUUCUUCCAUACAGUUGAGACGCCCGGAUUCUCAAAACAGGGAAUUUGAUAUGAGAUUCGAUUUCACUCCUCUUCUUCCAAGUGAUGACAGACUCGAAAGUAGUUUAAUUAACAUGUUCAUACUGGAAAAUCUGACAUAUCUUUUAAUACAUCCUCUAAUUAUGACAUUUCUCUACCUGAAGUGGGAAAGAAUUAAAAAAUUCUACCUUCUUAAUAUUUUUGUAUACAUGCUCAUGGUGAUCUCCAUGAGUACAUACGUGUUAAUGGCUUUAGCUUAUGAGUGUCUUACUCCCACUGAAGAAAAUAUGAGUAGUCAUAAUGGUUCUCGUGAGAUUUGUUAUUACUUUAACAAACGGGUUAUUAUAUUUAAUUGGUACAUUUGGUUGGCUUUUGUUUGUUGGAUGAUACCAAGGAAAAUUUUGAAUUUCACAACUCAUAAAAACUAUAAGGAGUACCUUUGGAACAUAGACAACACUCUGGACACUAUAGUUAUAAUGAGUGUAUUCGCUACGUCUUUUUUUUAUACAGGCAGAACUUACCAUUGGCAAAAGUAUGUCGGUGGUUUUUCUGUUCUUUGUGCUUGGACAAACUUGAUGAUCAUGGUUGGUCAACUGCCAGGAUUUGGGACUUACGUUGCGAUGUUCACUCAUAUUCAAUAUGAAUUUGCAAGACUCUUUUUUGCUUAUUCAGUACUGAUUAUUGGAUUUAUUCUGAGCUUCUGCAUAAUUUUUAAUAGAGAACCAUCAUUUGCAAAUCUAUUAACCGGUGCGGUGAAAAUUCUAACGAUGAUGACUGGGGAACUUGACUUUGAGAAACUUUUAAACCAUCAAGAAAGGAAUAUAAAUGGUUAUAUCGUUGUUUAUAAUCCAUUAUCUGUUUCGUCACAAGUUCUCUUUGGACUUUUUGUCAUUUUUAUGGUCGUAAUUUUAAUGAACUUGCUGGUUGGUAUAACUGUGCACGACAUAAAAGGUUUAAGAAAUCAGGCCGGUCUUGCUAAACUCAUACGAACGACAAAAUUGAUAGUCUACACGGAAAUGCUACAGCAGAAAUUAAAACAUUCUCCAUUUUUUAAAAAAUUAAUAGCCAAUAAAGCGCUUGCUCAACUUCGAAAUCAUAUUCUUAUAGUAAGACCAUUAAAUCCACAGGAAAAGAGGAUUCCUAGACUGAUUAUGGAACCAGCUUAUGAAAUUGCCAAAAAAAAUAGUCCCAUUCUGGACAAUAAAAAUCCUGCUUAUAGCGAAAAGUAUUCGUAUAUCCCAAAGAAGAAAGAAGCGAAUACAAAAACUACAUUAGAAACUGCAGUUGAAAAACUGAAUUCGCAGUUUAAAAUCAACGUUGAUCAAGUAGAUGAGUUGAAGGUCCAGUUACGCGAAGUAAAAAGAAUAUUGGAAGAAAUCAUGUUGAAAUUAUCGUAA